This is a messenger RNA of Musca domestica (house fly), 1534 nucleotides long. Its product is annotated as hatching enzyme 1.2-like. The transcript has 2 exons. Gene Ontology annotation, biological process: proteolysis. NCBI's taxonomy places the organism in Eukaryota, Metazoa, Arthropoda, Insecta, Diptera, Muscidae. The record is from RefSeq and is a predicted model, not a curated record. The coding region runs from base 448 to 1530 and encodes 360 amino acids. Gene Ontology annotation, molecular function: metalloendopeptidase activity; zinc ion binding.
AUCUAUUCAAAAUUCCCUAGACCUUUUGCUACAAACACAAUUUAUUUACAAGACGAUAUAGAACAUUUUAAUACAAUUAACAUACCUUCAGACACGAGUAAAUAAAUGAAGGUCAGUAACAAGCAUGCCGAAAAUACCAAAAACCAGCAAAGUAUAUGAACGAUAAGAAGUAAUGCUUGCUAAAAUCAUUAGCAAAACAGGGAGACGGGCGCAUGGGAAAUUGCUUCCAAUAAUGGGGUGAAUAAAAUUUACCUAAUGACACCAAUAAAAAUGACAAUAAUAGAUAAAAUAGAAGAUACUUCACCGAAAAUAAUCACUGUCCAAUAGAGGUAGGGACAUGGCAACAUGCUGAGCCAGUAUAAAUAGCCAUACAAAAUCGAAGGAAUUCAACAGAGGUCUAACGGUCUAGAAAUAUUCAACGACGUUGUUGAGAAAGUUAGAAAGAAAAUGUUGAAGCUCGCGACAAGCCUUAUUGCGGUGACAAGUCUAGUGUCCUUGGUCGUGGGGACACCAAUUAUUCCAAACAUUGGUGAUGAAGAGGAAAUGAUUGAGGUCAGUGACAAUAGCCUGGAUAGACCCACAAAACACUCAAAGGAUGUCAUUGAUUUAAGUUUCUAUGGCAUGGCAAUGUUUGGUGAGCCGGAUGAUAAAAACACUGCUCAACUGGUGGCAAACUACAGUGCCGAUACAGCUCUGGUGAAUCCUGAGGAAUUGGGUACCUACUUGGAAGGUGAUAUACUGGUGCCAAAAAAUCAAAUUGUCCUUAAAAACGGCAUAACCACCCAGAGUUCCCGCUGGCCCCGCGGCAUUGUUCCCUAUGAAAUUCGCGGUAACUUCAACAGUCAAGAUAGAGCAAUUAUUGAACAUGCGAUAGCAGAAUAUCAUCGUCGCACUUGCAUACGUUUUGUACCGCGCACCAAUCAAGCCGAUUACGUUUCCAUUGUGAGUGGCAGUUCGGGAUGCUGGUCUUCGGUGGGUCGUGUUGGUGGUAGGCAAGAAGUUAAUUUACAGUCUCCCGGAUGUUUGACAAAACCUGGAACCACCAUCCAUGAACUUAUGCACGCAUUGGGUUUUCUGCACGAACAAAAUCGAGAGGAACGCGAUUCCUAUGUUUCCAUACAAUAUCAAAAUAUUCAACCCAGUGCAGCUUCGAAUUUCGAUAAGGCUUCAAGGACUGUAGCAUUUGGGGUGCCCUAUGAUUAUGGCAGUGUUAUGCACUAUUCGGCAAAUGCCUUCUCAACAAAUGGCCGGCCGACCAUUGUUGCACUGCGUUCAAUGGGCAAUACCAGAAUGGGCCAACGUGAUGGUUUUUCUGAAAUGGAUAUUGAAAAACUAAAUCAAAUGUAUGAUUGUGGUUAUGGUUCUGCAGUACCGGCUCCCAUUCCAGCUCCGGCACCCGUACCUGCUCCGGUUCCCGUUCCUGCACCCUCACCCGUUGGCGGUACCACAGCCAUUGAUAAUAACAUUAUUAAUAGUUUUAUCAGUGGCAUAAUGACUGGUUUGGGUUUUGGUGACGAUCCAACGGCUUGAACAU